This is a messenger RNA of Penicillium bovifimosum, 462 nucleotides long. Its product is annotated as ubiquitin-conjugating enzyme E2. The record is from RefSeq and is a predicted model, not a curated record. The coding region runs from base 1 to 462 and encodes 153 amino acids. Gene Ontology annotation, biological process: proteasome-mediated ubiquitin-dependent protein catabolic process; protein polyubiquitination. NCBI's taxonomy places the organism in Eukaryota, Fungi, Ascomycota, Eurotiomycetes, Eurotiales, Aspergillaceae. Gene Ontology annotation, cellular component: nucleus. The transcript is spliced from 3 exons. Gene Ontology annotation, molecular function: ubiquitin conjugating enzyme activity.
AUGUUUGCCACAAAGCGCCUGAGCAAGAUGCAGGAACAUCUCCCGCCGGGAAUCGCAAUUGUCAAGUCAGACAACCUGGAAGAAUGGCAAAUGGACAUCAAGGUCCUCGACGAGAAUCCCCUUUAUUUAAACCAGACUUAUCGUCUGAAGUUCACCUUUAACAAUAAAUACCCAAUCGAGCCUCCGGAGGUCCAAUUCAUCGAAUCCCCAGCCUCAAGUGGUACUCCCCGCUCGAUCCCGAUGCACCCCCAUAUCUACAGCAAUGGUAUAAUCUGCCUCGAUCUCUUGGGCUCUGCCGGCUGGUCCCCAGUGCAGACAGUCGAGAGCGUUUGCAUGAGCCUGCAAAGCAUGCUGACCGCCAACACCCGUGACGAGCGCCCUGCCGGUGACAAGGAGUUCAUUGCCACAAACCGCCGCCGUAUCCGCGAUAUUAAAUUUGUCUAUGAGGAUGACGAUGUAUGA